CCAAGCCGCAAAAGCCAUCCCGCUCUGCACCAAUGGAUGCGCCGCCGCCGCCGUCGCCGGCGGCGCACAACCUCAAGAAGCGCAAGUUGGGCCGACAUGAUGAGCAAGAACCACCACCGGAGAGCGGCAGGGCCAGCGACGGGGUCGGCCUCGACUUCUUCAACGCCCUCCCCGACGACCUCCUGUGCACCAUCAUCUCUCUCCUCCCCACCAAAGACGGCGCCCGCACGCAGGCCCUCGCCCGCCGGUGGCGGCCCCUCUGGCGCUCCGCGCCCCUCAACCUCGUCGGCCAUGGCCUCUCCGGCCAGGUGGGUAAGCGCGUCGUCUACAUCUCGAAGAUCCUCGCCGAGCACCCUGGCCCGGCCCUCCGCCUCUCGCUCCCCUGCCUCCAUGAACGCUACCACGACAAGAUCGAAGGCUGGCUUCGUUCCCAGGCCCUCACCGACCUCCAAGAGCUCAGCUUCGGCUACGAACCCCCAGGCUUCCCACCGUACCGGCUGCCGCCGCCCCCGAUACCACAGUCCGCGCUCCGCUUCGCGCCGACACUCCGCGUCGCCAGAAUCUGCUACUGCUAUUUCCCCAAGCUGCCUGCCGAGUCUCUGAAUUUUCCGCAUCUCAAGCAGCUCACCAUGUACAUGCUCACCAUCUCGGACUUGUCUGCGUCGUCUCUGAAUUUUCCGCACCUCAGGCAGCUCACCACACAUGCAGUCACCAUCUCGGGGGACGCUCUGCACAGCUUGCUCUCUGGCUGCCUUUCGCUGGAAAGCCUUAUACUGAAAGAUAAUGUUGGCGUUGGCCGCCUCCGCAUCAGCUCCUCGACUAUUAGGAGCAUAGGCUUUUCUGCUCCUCAUACGUCUGUGGCUUCCCCUGUCCAAGAGCUGCUCAUCGUGGACGCCCCUUGCCUUGGGAGGUUUCUACCACUCAGUGGAGGCUAUGGUCCCUCCACAGUCCAGAUCAUCGGAGCACCCAAGCUGCAGAUGACGGUUUUGCUGUCAAAUGGCACAUCCAAACUCCAUAUUGGAAAUGGAACCAUGGGUUUUCAGGAAAUGCCUGCCAUCAGUGUGACAACCAUCAUGCACACUGUCAAGUUUUUGGUUAUUGACACCGUUGGCCCUGAUCUUGAUGCAGUAAUUGGCUUCCUCAAGUGCUUCCCCUGCUUAGAGAGGCUGUAUAUCAUUUCACACCUACGGAAAGGAAUGAAAAAUGUGCGAAAAUAUGACCUGCUGGAUCCAAUUGAAUGCCUCACGCUCCAUCUCAAAAGCGUGGUCUUGCAGAACUACUGGGGCAACAAGCCAGAUGUGGACUUUGCCAAAUUUUUCAUCUUGAAUGCAAUGGUGCUAGAGCAAAUGAUAUUUAUAACCCUCAACAGCUGCAAUGAAAAAUGGAUGUCUGAUCAACAUAGGCGGCUGCAAGUGGACCACAGAGCUUCUCUACAUGCUCGAUUUGAAGUCAAAAGCUAUUUGAGUCGGCACUGGAUUGACUUCGCAGAUAGCAAGCAUACCCAUGAUUUAUCUGUGGCGAAUCCCUUUGCUGAUAGGUUCGAGAACCGCAUACUGGCCUUUGGCCUGACUUCUUUUGUAGUUUGAAGUUAUCCCACUCUUCUGAUUCUCUGUUCUGCUGUGCUUGAACGUUAUUUACAAUCUUUUCUGUUGAUGUCAUAUUGUAAGAUGUGUUAGCUGUUUACACCAUCAGCUAGCAGAUACUAUGCUUCUGUACUGCAUGUAAUGAAGGC
Messenger RNA from Triticum aestivum (bread wheat), 1732 nucleotides. RefSeq names its product putative F-box/LRR-repeat protein At5g02700. Gene Ontology annotation, molecular function: protein binding. Bases 33 to 1586 code for a protein of 517 amino acids. The record is from RefSeq and is a predicted model, not a curated record. NCBI's taxonomy places the organism in Eukaryota, Viridiplantae, Streptophyta, Magnoliopsida, Poales, Poaceae. The transcript is spliced from 3 exons.